Lachancea lanzarotensis is the source of this 510-nucleotide messenger RNA. RefSeq names its product LALA0S06e07272g1_1 (gene SMB1). Gene Ontology annotation, biological process: mRNA splicing, via spliceosome. The transcript has a single exon. Lineage: Eukaryota; Fungi; Ascomycota; Saccharomycetes; Saccharomycetales; Saccharomycetaceae. The record is from RefSeq and is a predicted model, not a curated record. Gene Ontology annotation, molecular function: RNA binding. The coding region runs from base 1 to 510 and encodes 169 amino acids. Gene Ontology annotation, cellular component: U2 snRNP; U5 snRNP; U1 snRNP.
AUGAGCGUCAAAGUAGGCCAUAAAAGUAAACUUUCGGAUCUUUUGCACUACCGGAUUAGGGUGCUAACUAAUGAUGGCAAAGCUUUCGUCGGAGAACUGAUGGCAUUCGAUUCACAUAUGAACUUGGUGCUGGGUGAUUGCGUAGAACUGAGAAUUCCCACGACGCAAAUGGCACAACUGAAGGCGAAAAAUAAGGACCCUAAUGCAAAACCCAAAGUAGAAACACGUACGCUUGGACUGGUGGUGCUGCGAGGCGAACAAGUGCUCACAACGGUGGUGGAGAGUGGACCGGCGAUGAGCAAACGAGAAAGAGCUGUUGCUCAAGAAAGAAAAGCUGCGCAGCUCAAGAAACAGAAACACAAGGGAAAGGGCGUGGUGAAACCGGCUACCAAGAAUAAUGCCACGCCGUCUGCACCAGUCUCGAAACAAGCCAUAGGGUUCCAGAAGGGCUCACAACAGCCAGUUGCUGCUCGUCCGUUCCAGCCUCCACCCGGAUUCAAGAGAAGGUGA